UUAUCACAGCUUUUCGGUUGUGGGACAGCUGUUGGCAAUAAAUUGAAAUUAUUCAAUAGUGUACGAAAACGAAAAGUGAACCCGUUGCCGUUGUAUGUUGUGUUCGUUAACAUAACGCAGUGUUUGCGAGCAAUUUCACAGUGAUCCUUCAGCGACACCCGCAAUCGACCUGUGUUAUUGUCCGGUGUAUUACUGGAUUAAUAAUUAGGAGGUGUUUCAGGAAUCAAUUACAUAACAAACGUGUCGAGUGUGUUCUCGACCGCGAGAAACUGCAACAAACAUGGCUCGAAACAUCCUUAACAUUGCGAAGUAUACUCGAACGAUUCUCAAUCAGCAACAGAUACGGUGCUACUCGGAAGCUUCGGCUCAGUUCCCCAAAAUUACCACCCACUACACGAUAAAACCCCGUGAAAAAGAUCCACGAUGGGCAGAGGUCGACAUGGAGCGCUUCGUGGACGAGGCGGACAUUCUUAUUGUCGGCGGAGGGCCGGCCGGCCUAUCGGCCGCCAUUCGUGCGAAACAAAUCGCGGCUGAAAAGGGUCAGGAAUUGCGUGUAUGCUUAGUGGAAAAGGCAGCCGAAAUGGGUGGUCAUAUUCUCUCCGGAGCCUGCUUGGAUCCGGUCGCCCUAAACGAGCUCAUCCCUGACUGGAAGGAACAGGGUGCACCGCUGAAUACUCCCGUAACUCAUGACAAAUUUUCCUACCUCACGGAGUCGGGCAAGCUACCGAUUCCGAUUUUUCCCGGCUGGCCGAUGGACAAUCGAGGAAACUACGUCGUCCGGCUAGGGCACGUCGUUGGCUGGCUAGGUCAGCAGGCGGAAGCGCUCGGUGUGGAAAUCUAUCCCGGAACGGCCGCCGCAGAGCUGCUCUUCCACGAGGACGGCUCGAUCAAGGGUAUCGCUACCGGGGACGUGGGUAUCGGAAAGGACGGUUCGCCUAAGGACACUUUUGCCCGCGGUAUGGAACUACACGCGAAAACCACCAUCUUCGCCGAGGGUUGCCGGGGACAUUUAUCCAAGCAAUUGAUGACCCGCUUUGGGCUGAACGCACAAAACGAUCCUCAAACCUACGGUAUCGGGUUGAAGGAAGUGUGGGAAAUCAAGCCUGAAAACCAUCAGCCCGGUUUGGUGGAGCACACCAUCGGAUGGCCACUGGAUAAGAACACCUACGGUGGUUCGUUCCUGUAUCAUCUCAACGAGCCGACCCCGCUGGUGGCGGUCGGAUUCGUCAUCGGACUUGAUUACGUGAACCCGUACCUUAGCCCAUUCCAGGAGUUCCAGCGCUUCAAAACGCACCCGAAGGUGCGCGGAACGUUCGAAGGUGGUAGCCGUAUUGCGUACGGUGCCCGUGCACUGAACGAGGGCGGUUUCCAGAGCAUCCCGAAGCUUACCUUCCCCGGUGGGUGCUUGGUGGGCUGUGGGGCCGGUUUUAUGAACGUGCCUCGUGUCAAGGGAAGUCAUUAUGCAAUGAAGAGCGGAAUGCUUGCUGCGGAGAGUGCCUGUGAGGCGGUUUUAUCAGGUGCUACACAGGACAAGGUGGGCCUGGAGCCGACGGACUAUACUGAUCGCAUUAAAGAAUCAUAUGUCUGGAAGGAUCUUUACAAAGUGCGAAACUCUCGCCCCAGCUUCCACACCGGCUUGGGCCUUUUCGGAGGCGUCGCGUACAGUGGCUUCAGCAUUCUCGUUGGUGGCCGUGAACCGUGGACGUUACACCAUGGAUCACCCGAUCACACCCGUCUCAAGCCGGCCAAGGAAUGCAAACCGAUUGAGUAUCCGAAACCGGAUGGAAAGCUUACAUUCGAUCUGCUCUCUUCCGUCGCGCUCACCGGUACCAAUCAUGAAGGCGACCAACCGGCUCAUUUGACGCUCAAAGACGAUACCGUCCCGGUGAAGAACAAUCUAGCGAUCUACGAUGGACCGGAGUCACGGUUCUGCCCGGCCGGUGUGUACGAGUACGUGCCGAACGACGAGGGUGGCAACAUGAAACUGCAAAUCAACGCACAGAACUGCAUUCACUGUAAGACUUGCGAUAUCAAGGACGUGACGCAGAAUAUCAACUGGGUGGUGCCGGAGGGAGGUGGCGGCCCGGCGUACAACGGUAUGUGAAGCAACAGCGCCGUGAUCGUCUUCCAUUAUUCCAGAUCCGAAGAAUGUUGCCCCAAGCCCGGAGCGAAUUUGGUCGAAUUUAUCCGUUUAAGUAAUAAAGUUUUUUUCCUAUACAGUGCCGUUAAA
This is a messenger RNA of Anopheles coustani, 2230 nucleotides long. It is a transcript of the gene Etf-QO, whose product is annotated as electron transfer flavoprotein-ubiquinone oxidoreductase, mitochondrial. The coding region runs from base 281 to 2104 and encodes 607 amino acids. Gene Ontology annotation, biological process: electron transport chain. Gene Ontology annotation, cellular component: mitochondrial inner membrane. The transcript is spliced from 4 exons. NCBI's taxonomy places the organism in Eukaryota, Metazoa, Arthropoda, Insecta, Diptera, Culicidae. The record is from RefSeq and is a predicted model, not a curated record. Gene Ontology annotation, molecular function: electron-transferring-flavoprotein dehydrogenase activity; iron-sulfur cluster binding.